Pyrus x bretschneideri (Chinese white pear) is the source of this 1523-nucleotide messenger RNA. Its product is annotated as activating signal cointegrator 1. Gene Ontology annotation, cellular component: nucleus. Gene Ontology annotation, biological process: regulation of DNA-templated transcription. The transcript has 4 exons. The record is from RefSeq and is a predicted model, not a curated record. Lineage: Eukaryota; Viridiplantae; Streptophyta; Magnoliopsida; Rosales; Rosaceae. Gene Ontology annotation, molecular function: zinc ion binding. Bases 96 to 1364 code for a protein of 422 amino acids.
CCAUUCGCUGCCAGACCCAAAAACCAGUGUUUUCGUCUCCGAUCGUUGAAGCAGGGAGAAAGUUUGAAACUUUUAGAGAGAGAGAGAGAAAAAAAAUGGGGGCGGCGGGAGAAUGGCUGGAGAAGGCGUUGGUGGAUCUAUGCCGGAAGAUGGAAACCGGGGGUUUGGAUAAGGAUAUGAUAUCGGGUUUGGUCUCGUACUGUGAGCUCGCCGAUCCUCAGGACGCCAAAGAGUACCUCGACAACAUCAUUGGGCAGGAGGUGGGCAAAUCUGUGAUUGAGGAAUAUCUACAGAAACGAGGUCGCUCAGAUCUUUGCAGCAGCACCGGGGUUGUUCCAACCUCAAGUUUGCAUGCCUAUGUUAAACCACCCUCAAAUGAAGGUUCUGCAAGUGGGUCCAAGAAACCGUUGAAAACUCCGAAAGUGGCUAGAGACCCCAGUGAUCAAACAACUUACAGCAAUCAAGUAAAGCAGGUUCCAGCUAAGACCAGCGAGUCAAAACCCACAAGUAACACGAACCAAGGCAACUCUAAGAAGAAGAAAGCUGGGAAAGUUGUUUCACUUGCAGAGGUUUCCAAAGGAUCAGUUGUAUUCAACCAGGGGAAGCCAUGCUCAUGCCAAGCUCGUCGCCACAGACUUGUGAGCAAUUGUUUAUCGUGUGGGAAGAUAGUCUGUGAGCAAGAGGGCGAGGGGCCUUGCAAUUUUUGUGGAGCUCUUGUGCUGAAGGAAGGCAGCACGUAUGCUGGUUUGGAGGAAAGUUUCACUCCCACAUCAGAUGCUGAAGCAGUAGCAGAAGCUUAUGCAAAGAGACUCGUUGAGUAUGACCGAGACUCUGCAGCACGAACUACAGUUAUUGAUGACCAAAGUGACUACUAUGAAAUUGAGGGGAAUAGUUGGUUGUCAAAGGAGGAAAAGGAACUUCUGACAAAGAAGCAGGAGGAGAUUGCAGAAGCUGAGCGGAUCAAGCGAAGUAAAGUAGUUGUAUCUUUUGACUUGGUUGGUCGCAAGGUCCUUGUAAAUGAAGACGAAGCUUCUGAAGUAGAAUCAGAAAGCAGAAUAUUGAGGCCCCGAGAUGAAAAGGAAGUGAACCGCAUCAGACCAAACCCUUCUCUUAAGGUACAACCAGUAUUUGUGGAUCCAGGCCCUGGUAAGAAGCCUGUUCAAGGCAGGAAGUCAAACAAGACCCUAACAAAAGGCUUGUGCUUGGAGAUUACCGGGAGGGUGCAGCACGUCAGCGAUGAAUUAAAACAUCUUAUGGUGGAUAAUCAAUUAGAAACAGCUUCAAAUGGGAAGUUUUCGCAAGGGACGCCUGUAAGUGGGGGUACGCUCGAUGAUGAUGGAGAAUGCUUUCUGGAUUUCCAUUAAGGGAAAUUUUUGGAAGGAGCAAAAGAACAAAAGAUGAAUGAAAUAUACAAGUUCCAUUUUCAUUGCUUGUAAUCUUUGAACAUGCCUUAGACCAAAAAACGAAGAAGAUUCGGUGUAUCAUUUUCAGGAUUUAAUGGUAUAAAGAUCGUUUUAACUAAA